CCUGGCAGGUCGAGUCGAGUGUGGCGGGGCUGCUGGGCUCACUUCUUUGCACACUGAAUGAGUGACGUGUCCCACAACAACAAGUCAGUGCCCCCCCCCCCCCUUGUUGGCUCUGUCACCUACGAACACAAUAUCAUAUCUGUCGUUUCUCUUCCUCCUCAACCCGCUGCUUGUAAUUCUGCUUUUACAACAGCGAACACCGUAGGCGUAGCUGUGCGACGCAUUUACACUGUGUGCGUAAUCAUUCAUUUCAUCAAACAAGGGGAGGAGCACAGUGAUCGGCGACACAACUGCUGCACGUCCGACGUCGUCAGAACUGACGAGAAAAUAACACAGGGAGAACGCGAAGGUGCCACCCCGUCCCUGGCUGAGCUGGCGUUAGAUGAGGAGUCAAGGUUGUGGUGUCAACACGCACCUACGCCGACUUCACUGCUCAAGCUUCCUUUGACAUUAAGAAGUGUGACCUGCACCGCCUGGAAGAAGGCCCUCCCCAGCAGGCGCUGCUGACCAGAGAGGAGGGCCUGAAGUACUACCGUAUAAUGCAGACUGUGAGACGCAUGGAGCUGAAAGCAGAUCAGCUCUAUAAGCAGAAAAUCAUCCGGGGCUUCUGCCACCUGUAUGAUGGCCAGGAAGCAUGUGCCAUGGGGAUUGAGGCAGGCAUCAAUCCCACAGACCACCUGAUCACAGCAUAUCGGGCCCAUGGCUACACCUUUACCAGGGGUGUGCCUGUCAAAGAGAUCUUGGCUGAACUCACAGGGAGGAGGGGUGGUGUGGCAAAGGGAAAGGGUGGCUCCAUGCACAUGUAUGCCAAGAACUUCUACGGCGGCAAUGGUAUUGUUGGGGCACAGGUUCCACUGGGAGCAGGUGUGGCUCUGGCUUGCCAGUACCUUGGAAAUAAUGAGAUCUGUGUCACGCUAUAUGGAGAUGGAGCUGCCAAUCAGGGCCAGAUCUUUGAGUCUUUCAACAUGGCAUCUCUGUGGAAACUGCCCUGCAUCUUCAUUUGUGAGAACAACAAGUAUGGCAUGGGCACGUCAGUGGAACGCGCUUCCGCCAGCACAGACUACUACAAGAGGGGGGAUUUCAUUCCUGGUCUCAGGGUGGAUGGCAUGGAUGUCUUGUGUGUGAGGGAAGCCACAAAGUUUGCUGCGGACUUCUGCCGAGCUGGCAAGGGACCCAUUCUAAUGGAACUACAAACCUACCGUUACCAUGGACACAGCAUGAGUGAUCCUGGGGUCAGCUACCGGACCCGUGAGGAGAUCCAGGAGGUUCGUAGCAAGAGUGACCCCAUCUCAAUGCUGAAGGAGCGCAUGCUGAGCACCAGCAUGGCCAGUGUGGAGGAGCUUAAGGAGAUUGAUGUGGAGGUGCGGAAGGAGAUCGAGGAUGCGGCGCAGUUCGCCACCACAGACCCAGAACCACCCCUGGAGGAGCUCUGCAACCACAUUUUCCAUAAUGACUCUCCCCUGGAGGUCCGUGGCACCAACCCCUGGAGCAAGCUUAAGUCUGUCAGCUAGACUUGGAAAGUCAGCAGUAAGACCCCUCAUAUUCACCAGGUAGAAUUCGACGUUUCUGAGCCCCCGCACUUCUCAGCAGCUGUGAGGUGGUAGAUGUUAAUGUCGCUGUGCUCAAAUCCUGCUCUCAAGAUGGUGAGCACCCCCUCUCCUGACAGUAGUAGCUGUUUACCUCGCAGCAAUUUGUUAGAUGGGUCCUGAACCUCAGUCUCCUUCAGUAACGUCCCAGUGUUCCCUGCUCUGAAUCUGAUUCAAGACACUCCCCAGAAAGGGGGAAUAUUUUGUGAAAACCAGAUGAACAAAUUUUGCUUGUCCACCGUGUUUGUGUUUAUUACCCGUUUUAGGCACAGUGUAUUGUAGCUUAUAUCUGUUUUCUGCACCUGUUUCACAUGCACUGCAAGAGAGGUGAGAUACUGAGACCAGUGUUGUCAUGUGACCGGAAGUGAGUCUUUUUACAGUCUCUAUGGCAUGUCAGAUUGUUUCACUUUGUCAUUACGCACACAUUUCAGCUGUGGCUGAAAGUCGCUCGCAAAAGUCGCGUAUCGUACGCACAUCCUGAUAGGCAUUAAAGGGAAGAGUGCUGGUGGAUGUGCGUUUCAAUACUGGUGUCCUGCAUGGUCACGUUUGGCAAUACAAGUGUUCAGUGUAAAAAAGGCGGUUGUCUUAACCUGUGUCACUGAGAAUUUCCCUUAGUCUGUCCAGCACACUUUUGCUGGGAUGGUCAAUGUUUUAGGCCACUUUGAGCACUCUGGAGCAGUAAGGCAGCGUAGACCCUGGUGUCUUUCUCCACAUCACGUAAUGGAUGUAAUAAAGACCUUCAGACA
Molecule: messenger RNA, 2332 nt
Organism: Scleropages formosus (Asian bonytongue)
Lineage: Eukaryota; Metazoa; Chordata; Actinopteri; Osteoglossiformes; Osteoglossidae
Product: pyruvate dehydrogenase E1 component subunit alpha, somatic form, mitochondrial
Exons: 11
Coding region: 540-1511 (323 amino acids)
Biological process (GO): pyruvate decarboxylation to acetyl-CoA
Cellular component (GO): intracellular membrane-bounded organelle
Molecular function (GO): pyruvate dehydrogenase (acetyl-transferring) activity
Source: RefSeq, a predicted model, not a curated record